This is a messenger RNA of Myotis davidii, 1821 nucleotides long. RefSeq names its product protein phosphatase 1 regulatory subunit 3D (gene PPP1R3D). Gene Ontology annotation, biological process: regulation of glycogen biosynthetic process. The transcript has a single exon. Gene Ontology annotation, molecular function: protein phosphatase 1 binding; glycogen binding. Lineage: Eukaryota; Metazoa; Chordata; Mammalia; Chiroptera; Vespertilionidae. The record is from RefSeq and is a predicted model, not a curated record. The annotation marks the transcript as partial. Gene Ontology annotation, cellular component: protein phosphatase type 1 complex.
AACGCGGGCGACGACCCCUCGGUUCCCCUGCACGUGCUGUCGCGGCUCGCCAUCAACUCGGACCUGUGCUGCAGCCGCCAGGACCUGGAGUUCACCCUGCAGUGUCUGGUGCCUGACUUCCUGCCGCCCAUCGAGGCAGCCGACUUCGGUGCGCGACUGGGACGGCAGCUCGUGUGCCUCGAGCGGGUCACCUGCUCGGACCUAGGCAUCAGCGGCACCGUGCGCGUGCGCAACGUGGCCUUCGAGAAGCAGGUGGCGGUGCGCUACACCUUUUCCGACUGGCGCAGCACCCACGAGGCUGUGGCCAGGUGGCGGGGCCCCGCGGGUUCUGAGGGCACUGAGGACGUCUUCGCCUUUGGCUUCCCAGUGCCACCCUUCCUGCUGGCGCGAGGCUCCCGCGUGCACUUCGCAGUGCGCUACCGCGUGGCCGGCGCUGAGUACUGGGACAACAAUGAUGGUCGCGACUACAGCCUCACCUGCCGCAACCACGAGCUGCACAUGCCCCGAGGGGAGUGCGAGGAGAGCUGGAUCCACUUCAUCUGAGCCUCGGGCCAGGGACCUGGCGCUCCUGCUCCCAAGCCAACCUGCGGUCACUUCGUAGCUGGGCGCUCACAGAAGAGGCAGCUGCUCUUCCCUGCGCUCCGUCCCCACACCUAAGUCUGACCUCACGUCCUGCUGCAAGGACCCCUGGCAGUGGCCAUCCUGCCAUCUACUUGAAACGUCUGUGUCAGCUGUAAAAUGUAGUCUCCGGUGGCGAGAGGCCUAGUGUGUACCAUGCUGGGGACGUGCUGGGUGGGUAGGUGCAGGAGUGCUGGGCUCUCUGAAAGGGUUCUGACUGGGUUUCUGGGAAAGGCCUGCAUCCUCCCCGCUAGGAAGGCCUGAUUGCUUUUGCAUGGGUCUCUAUAAACAUAGAGAUUGGGUCUCUAUAAACAUAGGUGUUAUUUAUUAUUGUGAUGCUGGGACCUUUGAUCCCUAGUGGUUGCCUUCCCGGGAGCAUUCUGGAUUUAAUAAGCUAAAAGAGAAAUCAGUUUGUGUAUUUGUGCCCCAGUGUGACCCCCAUCAUGGUUCCUUGAAGCAUUUUUUUCCUGCCCUGGGACAAGGAAAACCCGAGCUUGCCAAUGUUUGUGGACUUCUCACCGUGCAAAACUAUUAAUAGGCAAGCAGUGUAUGCCCCAUCAGUCAUCACAACCAUUCCUGGGAAUCCAGGCUGCCCUGGCGAAGCUGUGUCUCCUACAUCACAGCUGAGAACGAGGAAAAGCUUAAAAUGUUAGCAAAACAGCCUCAGUGUCUCUUCUCACAUCUCGCACUUCUCUUGCACCUAUUUGAUAAUCACAUAUCCACAUGUUAUCAGGCAAUUAAUUCUGUUUAGGCUUGAAACUACCUAAACAGGAUAAGAAACUCUGCCUUAAGUUAUUAAAAAUUUCAGGCACAACGCCCUUUUCAAUUACCUUUUUGAUGAUCAAGAUGACUCUUUGUCUUCUUAAGUGUCAGACGAUUCCAGCAGUCAUCUUUCAGAAGUGAGGAUGCCAAGUGGAAUUAGAAAGUUUUUUCAACAAUAGCCAGAACACUGGAGGAAAAAUAAUUCACAAGUAUUUAUACUUUUUAAUUGUUUUAAAUUGUAUUUAUAUAUGCCUAGGUUUUAUUUUAAAUUAUAUUUAUAUGUACCUGGUUUUAUCAGCUACCUGCCAACUUAAUUCUUUGUGCCUUCAGAUCAGAGAGUUUCUAACAUUGUUGAAACUUGUUUCCCAGUUUUAAAAUGUUAAAUGCUUUUCUUCUUUCUUUUCUUUUUUUAUUUUAUUUUUUUAAAUAUCUCCAACUAAG